Messenger RNA from Cephus cinctus (wheat stem sawfly), 1065 nucleotides. Its product is annotated as putative gustatory receptor 28b. The coding region runs from base 34 to 1065 and encodes 343 amino acids. Gene Ontology annotation, biological process: sensory perception of taste. The transcript has 7 exons. Gene Ontology annotation, cellular component: neuronal cell body; dendrite; axon. NCBI's taxonomy places the organism in Eukaryota, Metazoa, Arthropoda, Insecta, Hymenoptera, Cephidae. The record is from RefSeq and is a predicted model, not a curated record.
UUUAUUAGCCAUUGUUACGUCGUCUUUUUCGUCAUGGAUAAAACGGAUUUUUUGAGUAUUGUCAAAACCAACAACAUUGGCCGACGAAUAUAUAGUUUGUUUAGUCACUUGAACAUAGGAGUUGUCUUGUUCAUAGAUAUCUUAUCGUGGACUCGUACAAAGGACUUAGACGUGUAUUUCGUUCGAAUGAAUGCUGUGAUAAAGGUUAUGGAACGAUUAGGGAUUAAAGACAAUCAUUGGCGACAUCUGCGGUUUCAGUAUAUUCAGUAUUGCAUACUAUGUUUCAACAUACUGAUAUCAUCCGCAUGUACUGUAUGGUUCAUGAGUGGAAUAACAAUGACUAUAAAAUUAUCUCUUUCCUACGGUUACUUUUAUCCAAUCAUAAUUAUCCACGUCAGUGACAUCUAUUUCGUGAUUUUCAUAAGGUACAUCGGUACUAAAUUCGAACAAUUGAACGAGACUCUUUCUGAUAGAUUAAAAACUUUAUCUAAAAUUGAUGAUACAGAGGAGCACAUUCAACCUGAAGAGAAUCUCUGUAAUUUUAUUAAAUCAAUCAGGCAGAUACACUUAGAAUUGAUACGAUUGUCGAAAUACUUAAACAAAGUAUUUGACGUACAGUUGCUAAUAUCUAUCACAAUUUCGGUUGUAUUUAUCAUAUCAUGGUUAAUGAAUACCUACAAUAUUCUGAUAGGGACGACAUUUGAUUCUCAGACGUACUUGCGAACAGCUGGGCUAAUUGACAUAUUGACUUUUUAUUGCUUUAAAAUAUUCAUCAUAGGUCAGACAUGUGGUGCUACAUCAGCCGCGGCACAGAAAACUGGAGGAAUUGUUUUCAAAUUUUACAAUUUCGAACGGAGCAAAGAGAUUCGCGGGGAGAUUGAAAAAUUCACGAUGCAACUGAUACAGAAUCCUGCAUCGUUCACCGCUCACGAUUUUUUAACACUCGAUAAUGCAUUCGUCUUUCGAGUUGCUGCAUCCAUCACAACGUAUCUGAUUAUUCUUAUUCAAAUGAAUAACUCCAUGUUUGAUGUUGGACAAGUAAAUACAACAAUUCCUAUACAAUAA